This is a messenger RNA of Panthera uncia (snow leopard), 1451 nucleotides long. RefSeq names its product integrin alpha-2-like. Gene Ontology annotation, molecular function: integrin binding. The record is from RefSeq and is a predicted model, not a curated record. The transcript has 11 exons. Gene Ontology annotation, cellular component: external side of plasma membrane; integrin complex. Gene Ontology annotation, biological process: cell-cell adhesion; cell-matrix adhesion; integrin-mediated signaling pathway. The annotation marks the transcript as partial. NCBI's taxonomy places the organism in Eukaryota, Metazoa, Chordata, Mammalia, Carnivora, Felidae.
UUUAUAUUUAAUGAAAAAAAAUUCCUAUUUCUAGGUUACUGGUUGGUUCACCUUGGAGUGGUUUUCCUGAGAACCGAAUGGGAGACGUGUAUAAAUGUCCUGUUGAUCUGUCCACUGCUACAUGUGAAAAACUGAAUCUGCAAACUGCCACAAGCAUUCCCAAUGUUACCGAAAUGAAAACCAACAUGAGCCUUGGCUUGACACUCACAAGGAACGUAGGAACCGGAGGAUUUCUCACGUGUGGUCCCCUGUGGGCACAGCAAUGCGGAAGCCAGUAUUAUGCAACUGGUGUUUGUUCUGAUAUCAGUCCCAAUUUUCAGCUCUUGGCCAGCUUUGCACCUGCUGUUCAGACCUGCCCUUCCCUCAUAGAUGUUGUGGUUGUAUGUGAUGAGUCAAACAGUAUUUAUCCCUGGGAUGCAGUAAAGAAUUUUUUGGAAAAAUUUGUCCAAGGCCUGGAUAUAGGCCCCACAAAGACACAGGUGGGGUUAAUUCAGUAUGCCAACAUACCAAGAGUUGUAUUUAACCUGAACACUUUCAAAACCAAAGCUGCAAUGAUUGAAGCAACAUCCCGGACAUACCAAUUUGGUGGAGAUCUCACAAAUACAUUCAAAGCAAUUCAAUAUGCAAAAGAUUUUGCGUAUGCAGCAGCUGCUGGAGGACGACCAGGUGCUACCAAAGUAAUGGUGGUUGUAACUGAUGGUGAAUCACAUGAUGGUUCAAUGCUGAAGGCCGUGAUUGAUGAAUGCAACAAUGACAAUAUACUGAGGUUUGGCAUAGCAGUUCUUGGGUACUUAAACAGAAAUGCCCUUGACACCAAAAAUUUAAUAAAAGAAAUUAAAGCAAUUGCCAGUAUUCCAACAGAAAGAUAUUUUUUCAACGUGUCUGAUGAAGCAGCUCUACUAGAAAAGGCUGGGACACUAGGAGAACAAAUUUUUAGCAUUGAAGGUACUAUUCAAGGAGGGGACAACUUCCAGAUGGAAAUGUCACAAGUGGGAUUCAGCGCAGAUUACUCUCCUCAAAAGGAUAUUCUGAUGCUGGGUGCAGUAGGAGCUUAUGGCUGGAGUGGUACUGUGGUCCAGCAGACAUCUCGUGGACAUAUGAUCUUUCCUAAACAAGCCUUUGACCAAAUUCUGCAAGAUAAAAAUCACAGUUCAUAUUUAGGUUACUCUGUGGCUGCGAUUUCUACCGGAAAAGACGUUCACUUUGUUGCUGGUGCUCCUCGGGCAAAUUACACUGGCCAGAUAGUGCUAUACAGUGUUGACGAGAAUGGCAAUGUCACCGUUAUUCAGGCUCACCGAGGUGACCAGAUUGGCUCCUAUUUUGGUAGCGUGCUGUGUUCAGUUGAUGUGAAUAAAGACACCAUUACAGAUGUACUCUUGGUGGGUGCACCGAUGUACAUGAAUGACUUAAAGAAAGAGGAAGGAAGAGUCUACCUGUUUACUAUCACAAAG